CCCAAAGAAUGAAGAAUGUUUUGUGAUACAAAGAAGUUUUGGAGAUUAAAGAAGAGACUGGGCACCCAGCUUAAUUUAUCCCCAGAAGAUACAGCCUUUCCUGAUGAAGAUACAGCCUUCCCUGGUGAAGAUACAGCCUUCCCUGGUGAAGAUACAGCCUUCCCUGAGGAAGAUACAGCCUUCCCUGGUGAAGAUACAGCCUUCCCUGAGGAAGAUACAGCCUUCUCUGAGGAAGAUACGGCCUUCCCUGAUGAAGAUACAGCCUUCCCUGAUGAAGAUACAGCCUUCCCUGAUGAAUUGCUAGCCUCAUUCAGGUGACUCUUUGGUGGAUCAGAAUUAUAUUUUCUCAUACCCCAUCAGCAUCUGACAAUGGAUACUCAACCACCUGGCAAAUCAACAACCGAUUAACCCAUCUGGAUUAAUGAGACCCUAAAAUGCUUUAA
Messenger RNA from Rhinopithecus roxellana (golden snub-nosed monkey), 443 nucleotides. RefSeq names its product zonadhesin-like. Bases 16 to 318 code for a protein of 100 amino acids. Lineage: Eukaryota; Metazoa; Chordata; Mammalia; Primates; Cercopithecidae. The record is from RefSeq and is a predicted model, not a curated record. The transcript is spliced from 3 exons.